AUGGUGUCCAACUCAAUCCAAGGGACUGGAGGAACAGACAACAGAACAACUGGUUACGCCAAGCCGAAGCCAAUCGUAAUGGAGCCCCCCCCGUUGAGUACAAAGGACCAGUCGCUGUUCCGUCAAGUCGUCCGCCAUUGUGAAAGUAGACAGUAUAAAAAAGGUAUAAAGGCUGCGGAUCAAGUCCUCCGAAGAAACCCUAAGCAUGGAGAAACUCAAGCCAUGAAAGCCUUGAUACUCAGCAAUCAAGGACAUCAAGAGGAAGCUUUUUCAUUGGCAAGGCUGGCGAUUACAAAUCAUUUCAAAUCCCACAUCUGUUGGCAUGUCUAUGGGUUGUUAUAUCGCGCGGAGAAGAAUUAUGACGAAGCCAUCAAAGCUUACAAGACCGCUCUUAAGUUUGACUCGGAGUCUCAAGCUAUACAGCGGGAUCUGGCUCUCCUCCAAGCCCAAAUGCGAGAUUACCAAGGUUACAUUCAAAGUAGGACGACUAUGCUGCAACAAAAACCAGGUUUCCGCCAAAAUUGGACAGCCCUGGCCAUUGCUCAUCACCUCGCGGGAAAUUUGGCGGAGGCUGAAAACGUUCUUACAACUUACGAGCAGACUCUGAAAACGCCUCCGCCGAGAUCGGAUAUGGAUCAUUCGGAAGCUGCCCUCUAUAAAAACUCUAUAAUUGCUGAGACCGGGAACAUUGAGAGAGCGCUGGAACAUCUAGAAGAAGUGGGCAAUAGCUGUUUCGAUGUCCUUGCAGUAAUGGAAAUGCGUGCGGAUUAUCUAUUGCGACUUGGGAGGAAAGAGGAAGCGGCGGCUGCUUAUGAGGCUCUGUUGGAAAGGAACUCGGAAAACUCAAAUUACUAUGAAGCCUUAAUCAAAGCAAAGGGCAUCGAUCAAUCCGACCAUGAGGCGUUGAGAGCCAUAUUUGAUGAAUGGGCCGAGAAAAAUCCAAGGGGUGAUGCCACUCGCAGAAUUCCUUUGGACUUUUUGGAAGGCCAGGAUUUCCGAGAAGCGGCGGAUAAUUACCUUGAACGAAUGUUUCGCAGGGGAAUACCAUCUACUUUUGCGAAUAUCAAAUUUUUAUAUACAAACAGUAAUAAGAAGGACAUUGUCAAGGAACUUGCUGAAGGAUACGCAAGCGGCCAGCUUGGGUCGCAAAUGAAUGGUUCAGCAGAGAAACAAACUAACGGGGACGCUUCUUUGUUCGAAAGUUCGGUUUACUAUUUUCUUGCGCAACAUUACAAUUAUCAUCUCAGCCGCAACUUGGAAAAGGCCGUUGAGUAUAUCGAGAAAGCAAUCGCGUUAUCUCCAAAAUCUGUGGAUUAUCAUAUGACCAAGGCCAGAAUAUGGAAACAUUAUGGCAACAUCCCGAAAGCAGCCGAACUUAUGGAAAAGGCGCGGUCAUUGGACGAAAAAGAUCGUUAUAUUAACUCCAAAGCAGCAAAAUACCAGCUCCGGAACGAUGAAAAUGAAAAAGCGCUUGACAACAUGAGUAAAUUUACUCGUAACGAAACAGUGGGUGGGGCGCUCGGCGACCUUCACGAGAUGCAAUGCGUCUGGUACCUGACCGAAGACGGAGAGUCCUACUUACGUCAAAGAAAACUUGGACUCGCGCUGAAGAGAUUCCACGCCGUUCACCAUAUUUUUGAUGUAUGGUAUGAAGACCAAUUCGAUUUCCACAGUUUUUCUCUAAGGAAAGGAAUGAUCCGCGCAUAUGUCGACAUGAUACGAUGGGAAGACCACCUGCGUGAUCACCCAUAUUAUGCUCGCAGUGCCCUCGCCGCUGUCAAAGCUUAUAUAUUACUCCAUGACCAACCAGAUCUAGCUCAUGGCCCAAUCGCUCGUGGCAUAAAUGGGGACCAGAAGGGAGAGGUCGAUAGCGCGGAGCGAAAGAAAGCUCUCAAGAAAGCCAAGCGUGAGCAGCUGAGGCUUGAGAAAGCGGAAGCGGAAAAACGGGACCUCAAGAAGGCGAGCAGCACUAAAGGAGGUGACGGGGAAGCAAAGAAGGAGGACCCUGACCCGCUGGGAGCAAAACUUGUUCAGACCCCCGAACCAUUAAAAGAUGCCAUGAAAUUCUUGACUCCAUUGUUAGAAUUUUCGCCCAACAAUAUAGAAGCGCAGACAGCUGGCUUUGAAGUGUACCUCAGAAGAAAAAAAUAUCUCCUUGCUUUAAAGUGUCUGCUCGCCGCCCACUCCAUCGACCCCCAAAACUCCAUUCUUCACACUCAAAUGGCCCGCUUCAGGAAAACAAUUGACACACUAUCCGAACCCCUCCCCUCAUAUAUAUCUAAGGUCAUUAACGCGGAUUUUGAUCCGCUGCUUCCAAAAACCCAAGACCUGACAAAGUGGAACGAAUCAUUCCUUUCCACCCACAGCUCUAGCGCUCCACAUGUCCACGCCGCUCUAUCAGUCCGCCAGCUCCUGAACCCUGACUCGAGAUCCCAGGGAGAGGAGCUGCUCCUCUCUACAGUUAACUUCAAAAACACCUCGCUUGAGGAUGCCCUCGCAGGCCUUCAACUUCUGGACGACUGGAACAGCGGUCAGGAUGCCAAGAUGGCAUAUAUAAGUCAAGCUCAGAAGAGAUGGGCCGAAGCAUCGGCAUUCCAGCUGCAGCAUGUCCAGUAG
Molecule: messenger RNA, 2616 nt
Organism: Histoplasma mississippiense
Lineage: Eukaryota; Fungi; Ascomycota; Eurotiomycetes; Onygenales; Ajellomycetaceae
Exons: 5
Coding region: 1-2616 (871 amino acids)
Biological process (GO): N-terminal peptidyl-methionine acetylation
Cellular component (GO): NatA complex; cytoplasm
Molecular function (GO): protein binding; protein-N-terminal amino-acid acetyltransferase activity
Source: RefSeq, a predicted model, not a curated record